AAGAGCUUGGAGCUUGAGUCUCGGCUGCAUCCCAUCGAGUGUCAGCAUUGCCUAGCUCGUCAUCCAUUUGGCCUGAGAUUGUUGUUGUUUUGUUCGAGCUCUGGGCAGCCACUCAUCGGAUCUGCUCUUGGCAGAACUCUUCCUCAAACAAUCGGCAUUAAUGUUCGGCACUUAUGUACUCUCACCUUUCCCAUGGUAGCAACAGCAGCAACAACGUGCGGCCUGUUUACCGCAACGGGGACCCGCCGUGGGUGCUGAAGCCGCCCGCAAACGAGAAUCCACUCAUCAAAAUCCCUCACCCGACUGAGAUGAACCCGAAAGCAAUACCGGUGUCUAUUCCCGCGCCUGGCCUGUUGGCGUCGACGUCCGCGACGGCGGACAUUGCGGCGGCGGCGAGCCAGCACUUCAGCUACAACUACAGCUUGAUGAACCAGAUGUACCCGACGGGCUACAAAUGCGAGCUGGUGAACAAGAAGUCAAGCGGCAAAGGGGCACAUUUGUGCAAGUGCGGCGCCGCGUUCAACAACAGCUCCGAGCUCAAGUCGCACCACAGCCAGGCGCACCACAAGGAGAUCGAGGCGACGGCCGGCGCCGCCACCAGGAAGGGCUGCGACAUCUGCGGCGCCGAGAUCGUCAACAGACUGUGCCAUUGCAGGAAUAAGAAGCGCUUCCAAAACAGGACCCGCUGCCAGAACUGCAUCGACGACUGCCUCGCCUCCCAGGGCAUGAAAGGCAGGUACCAGCGGAGGCCGCCCUGCCCCCAGAAGUGCAAAAACUGCAACGGGUCUGGAGUAAUUUUCGAAGGAAGGGACGACAAGCCAUUCCACUGCACGCUGUGCAACAACACUUUCUCGCGCUACUCGUCGCUGUGGAGCCACAAGCGGCUGCACUCAGGGGACAAGCCGUUCGCGUGCGACCAGUGCGACGCGUCGUUCGCCAAACAGGCCUACCUGAAGAACCACAAACGCGUGCACUCGGGCGAGAAGCCGUUCAAAUGCUCGACCUGCGGCCAGGAGUUCAGCCAGGGGCCGCAUCUCAAGAACCACGAGCGCAUCCAUACCGGCGAGAGACCUUAUGUGUGUGAAAUCUGCCAGAAGCGCUUCUCCAGGCACUCCACCCUCUGGAACCACAGACGCAUCCACACUGGAGAAAAACCCUAUCGUUGUGACAUUUGUGGCUCCUCCUUUUCCCAGGGGACGCAUUUGAAAAACCACCGAAAAGUACACACAGGCGAACGGCCGUUUCGCUGCGACAUCUGCGACGUGGGUUUCAGCGACCGUUUCACCCUGAAGCGGCACCGCAACGUGCACGGCGGCGCCAACGGCGGCGGCGGCAGCAGCAGCAACAGCAACCAGGGCCCCGAGGAGUCGACCGGGCCGAGUCUCGUCGAUUUGUACAAGUGCGAGGUCGGCCAGGUGGCCUUUCCCGGCUGCCAACGCCCUCCGGAGGACGAGAAACCCUUAUAGUGGCUGCUAGUCCUCGUCUAAGCUCAGUUCAUUGCCUCUGACACUGUUGCACGCCUCCCACGGCCUAUCCAAGCAAAUCGGAUGCCAACUCAGCGCCGCAGCCGUGAUGCACACGAUAAGUGAGUUUAACGCACCAAUGGCGAAUUGAACACUGGACACACAGAACCAAUUAUUUUCAUGCGAACAGAGCCGUACGUUUUUGUGAAUACAGACAAACAUUUCUCGUGUACUUUAAAAAAGGAAAGAAAAACGCGGUGGCGCUUCCAGCAAGCUGCUUCGGAUGUUAGUGCCGAGUGGAACUUCUUGCCUGACUCUUCUUUCCACAUACUUCAUCGGUUCGCUAGGUGGAUAGUGACACAAAUUUCUUAUCGACCGGUGCACACACUUGCGCUUGGAUUUGUAUAAUUCGUAUUAUAGUUUGCUGAAUAUUGAUUGAAAUGGAAAAAUUUAAAUUUGCAGAUUAUUAUAUCGAGUAAGAACCAUGUGUUACCCAAAUUUCGUGGAGUUUCAAACAAUAAAGCAUUCCUAUAUAAAAAUCAAA
Messenger RNA from Cloeon dipterum, 2007 nucleotides. RefSeq names its product zinc finger protein OZF-like. Gene Ontology annotation, biological process: regulation of transcription by RNA polymerase II. Gene Ontology annotation, molecular function: DNA-binding transcription repressor activity, RNA polymerase II-specific; RNA polymerase II cis-regulatory region sequence-specific DNA binding. Bases 174 to 1466 code for a protein of 430 amino acids. NCBI's taxonomy places the organism in Eukaryota, Metazoa, Arthropoda, Insecta, Ephemeroptera, Baetidae. The transcript has 7 exons. The record is from RefSeq and is a predicted model, not a curated record. Gene Ontology annotation, cellular component: nucleoplasm.